UAUUAAACGAAGACGAAGUAGAAGCGGAAGCGGAAGCACAACCAUGGAUGUAUAGCUUCCAGCCGAAGCGUGUGUGAAAUUCAAUGAGUUAGUCAGUGUCACUAGCAAAAUAACAAUGUUUUCUGUGAAUAUUCUGCGUAGACUAAGACCCUGUGUUGUUGCUCAGUCCUUCAGUAACAUUCACACUACGGCCGCGCGACACGGUGCGCCGUUGAACGUGUCUUGUUUCCGAGGAGUGAGUGGGAGCGAGCUAACGUCACAUGCUAACAGAAGGUCGUUCCUCAACAUAAACAACAAGGUGCAGUCCCGCUGUCCGUCCAGCCGUUGUCUGUCUGCGGCGACCCACUCCGAGGAUGGGAACCUCAUUUACACCGGCAGCCUGGGCGCUGCUGUUCGAGGGGUGAAGAUGUUUUCUUACAGCACCAGCGGGGCCAGCCUCUUCCUCAUGCCCCACAUCCUCCUGAAGACCGGAGUCCAGGGCUUCGUCAUGAAGGCCGCGUUCUGUGGAGUCAUUGGAUUCUUCACCUUCCUCACCCCCGUCCUCCUCCACCUCAUCACCAAGGGCUACGUGGUGCGCCUGUACCACAACCGCGACACCGACACCUACACGGCCAUCACCUACAGCGUGCUGCUCACUGAGAAAAGGAGCGUGUUUCACCAGAGGCAGGUCAGGAUCCCAGCCGUCAGCAAGAUGUUCACCACCUUGUACGCUGGCGAAAUGGGGCUGCUGGUAAACCCGGACAUGUUCCCCAUUCCACAUGACUACAACCACCUGAUGGGCUACGAUAAGCCCUUCAGCUUCGACACGGACGACAUAGAUAGACCUGAUAAGAGCUGAACCACGGGGUUGAUUGUGGUUUUAGCAUUUGAAUUAUAUCCGCAACUCCAAACUGCACAGUACGUACACGAACAUUUCAACUAGGGUGGAAUAUCCACAGGGGACUUUAUUAAUAACUCUCAACUAGAUUUCCAGAUGUUUUUUUCUGUCAAUAUUUUCAUGUUAAUAAAUUAUAACGUCAUUAUCAUGA
Perca fluviatilis (European perch) is the source of this 1028-nucleotide messenger RNA. RefSeq names its product transmembrane protein 70 (gene tmem70). The transcript has 3 exons. The record is from RefSeq and is a predicted model, not a curated record. Gene Ontology annotation, cellular component: mitochondrial membrane. Lineage: Eukaryota; Metazoa; Chordata; Actinopteri; Perciformes; Percidae. Gene Ontology annotation, biological process: mitochondrial proton-transporting ATP synthase complex assembly. Bases 116 to 838 code for a protein of 240 amino acids.